Molecule: messenger RNA, 1539 nt
Organism: Chanos chanos (milkfish)
Lineage: Eukaryota; Metazoa; Chordata; Actinopteri; Gonorynchiformes; Chanidae
Product: pancreatic alpha-amylase-like
Exons: 10
Coding region: 1-1539 (512 amino acids)
Biological process (GO): carbohydrate metabolic process
Molecular function (GO): alpha-amylase activity; cation binding
Source: RefSeq, a predicted model, not a curated record
AUGAAGGUCCUCAUCCUGGCUAUGUUGCUCGGACUGAGCUUUGCUCAGCACAACCCAAAUACCAAACACGGAAGAACUUCAAUUGUCCACUUGUUUGAGUGGCGUUGGGCUGACAUUGCUGCAGAAUGUGAACGCUACUUAGGACCCAAUGGCUUUGGUGGGGUUCAGAUCUCUCCUCCCAGUGAGAGCAUCGUUGUAAGUAACCCAUGGAGGCCCUGGUGGGAGAGAUAUCAACCAAUCAGCUACAACCUAUGCUCCAGAUCAGGAAAUGAAAACGAGCUGAGGGACAUGAUCACCAGAUGCAACAAUGUUGGGGUGAACAUCUACGUGGACGCAGUCAUCAACCACAUGUGUGGAGCAGGGGGCGGAGAGGGCAGACACUCAAGUUGCGGCACAUACUUCAGUGCCAACAGAAAGGAAUUCCCCUCUGUUCCUUACACUUCCUGGGACUUCAAUGAUGGCAAAUGCAGAACUGGAAGUGGCAAUAUCGAAAACUACCAAGAUGUCAAUCAAGUGAGAAACUGUCGCCUUGUUGGUCUUCUGGACCUGUCUUUGGAGAAGGACUACGUGCGAGGCAAAGUGGCUGAUUACAUGAACAAACUGAUCGACAUGGGUGUUGCUGGCUUCCGAGUGGACGCCUGCAAACACAUGUGGCCUGGUGAUCUGGGUGCUGUUUAUGGUAGACUCCAUAAUCUCAACACCAGGUGGUUCUCUCCUGGUUCCAGGCCUUUCGUCUUCCAAGAGGUUAUUGAUCUCGGCGGGGAACCCAUUAAAUCCUCUGAAUACUUUGGGCUGGGUAGAGUUACUGAAUUCAAGUAUGGUGCCAAACUGGGCACGGUCAUGCGCAAAUGGAACGGAGAAAAAUUGUCCUUCUUGAAAAACUGGGGUGAGGGUUGGGGUUUCAUGCCCUCAGAUAAGGCCCUGGUGUUUGUUGACAACCAUGACAAUCAGAGAGGACAUGGAGCUGGAGGUGCCUCUAUUGUCACAUUCUGGGAUGCCAGACUUUACAAGAUGGCUGUAGGUCUCAUGUUGGCCCACCCCUAUGGUGUCACCAGAGUCAUGUCCAGCUUCCGUUGGAACCGUCAUAUCGUCAAUGGAAAGGAUCAGAAUGACUGGAUGGGACCUCCCAGCCACGGCGAUGGAUCUACCAAACCUGUUCCCAUCAACCCUGACUCCACCUGUGGGGAUGGGUGGGUGUGCGAACACAGAUGGCGCCAGAUCAGAAACAUGGUGAUCUUCAGAAAUGUGGUCAAUGGGCAGCCAUUCUCUAAUUGGUGGGACAACAGGAGUAACCAGAUUGCCUUUGGCCGUGGCAACCGUGGUUUCAUUGUCAUCAACAACGAUGACUGGGAUUUGGAUGUGACCCUGAGCACAGGCAUGCCUGGAGGUACCUAUUGUGAUGUCAUCUCUGGGCAAAAGGACGGAGGCAGGUGCACUGGGAAACAGGUCCAAGUUGGGGGUGAUGGACGUGCACACUUUAGAAUCAGCAACAGGGAUGAGGAUCCAUUUAUUGCUAUUCAUGCUGACUCUAAGCUGUAA